Messenger RNA from Cercopithifilaria johnstoni, 1659 nucleotides. The record is from the annotation of a GenBank genome assembly. Lineage: Eukaryota; Metazoa; Nematoda; Chromadorea; Rhabditida; Onchocercidae.
AUGAUUGAAAAAGAUAGGAAGAGGAUGAAUGAACGAUCGAUGAUAAUGAUGAUCGACCGGCAUAUGGGAGCUGAUGAUUAUUAUGAAUAUUUAAGUGCGUGUCGUAAAAAGAAUAGCAGGAUAUUACAUACAAAUAGUGGUGUAAAAUGUGAAAAAGGUAUUCAAGUUGCUUUGGGACGAUUCCGUAAUGCUGUCAACGAGACAGGGUGGGGUAUCUUGGAAGUGGAAACAUUUAAUGGUGUCGAUGAAAUCACUCAGUCAUUUGCUGCUGGACUUCUUGAAGGUAUUCUAACGCGACAAUUGAUAACAUAUCAUUUUCGUAAUACGAUAGAAGAAAUGUGUGAUGACGAAGAAGAAUAUUGCAAGAAGCUUUUUGCCUAUUUAUCCAAAAAUUUAGAAUGGAUCAAAAAGUCUGUGAUAAGUAAGAAAACAGAAAUGGACCUCUACUGGAAACAGGUGAAUCUAACAUUUGCUCAACUAACAGGAAUAAAUUAUGGAUAUUUGAAGAAAACAUCUACCAUGUAUAAACCGAUAGUUUCGUUUGAACUUACACCAAUUUACCUGAUUCAGCUUUUUGGUGACUUCAUUGAUUUGGGAAAGAUGUUUGGCAAAAAUAAAACUGAUGCAAGCCAUUGUUCCGGUUUGGUAAAAUUAGCUGCCGAUAAUGCUGAUUUAUUUGUCGCUCAUGUUACCAUGUCCGGUUAUGAAACGAUGAAUCGAAUUCUUAAAUUUUACAAAUUUGCAUUUGAUAAAAAAAAAAUACCCGGUUAUGCGACAUCUUUCUCAUCAUAUCCUGGUGCUCUUACUUCAUUGGAUGACUUUGUCCUUGCAAGCUCUGGAUUGGGAAUAAUUGAAACGACAAUAAGUAUAUUCAAUCAAUCGUUGUAUGAUGCUGUCAGAAGUGAUGGACAAUUGCAUUGUUGGAUUCGUAGUUUUAUUGCUACAAGGCUUGCAAAUACCGCAAAACAAUGGAUGCAAAUAUUUGCACAAUAUAACUCGGGUACUUAUAAUAAUCAGUGGACUGUAGUUGAUUAUAAAUUGUUCAAACCGAAGGAAGAACUUCCGACUAAAAAUCUUUUAUGGGUUUUAGAACAGGCACCGGGACUAGUGAUUUCUCACGAUAUGACAUGGUUCUUGAAAAAAUACACGUAUUGGCCAAGUUAUAAUAUUCCGUAUUUUAAAACAAUCAGUGAAAUAAGUGGUUUCGAACAAAAGGGUCAAUUAUCAGAUUGGUAUAAAUGGGAAAGCAGUCCACGUGCAAAAAUUUUCAGACGUGACCACGACAAAGUUACGAAUUUGGAUAGUUUGCAAAAAUUAAUGAGAUACAAUGAUUAUAAGCAUGAAAAAUUCAGCAAAUGUAAAUGCAUACCACCAUAUUCAGCAGAAGCAAGCAUCUCAACACGUGGAGAUUUGAAUCCACGCAAUGGUACAUAUGAAAUUAAAGCAAUGGGUCAUCGAAAUCAUGGGGGCAUAGAUUACAAAGGAACAAAUUAUCAAUUGUUCAAGAAUCUUCGUUUUAAAGCAUGGGGUGGACCAACUUAUGAUCCUCUUCCUGCCUUCAGCUGGGCUACAACAGAUAUUCAAGCAAAGCAUUAUGGUCAGCCAACGGUAUGGCAAUUCAAGGAAAUGGAAACACAAUGGAAAACUACUCUACCGUAA